AUGAAAAUUUCAACCUCAGAGUAAACUAUCAAAAACUCCAAGAAUACCCCUGCAUCAACAGUGCCUAUUUAAGCUGCUUUUAAAUUAUUUUGUCUCAACAAUUAAAACACUAUCACUAAAAAUGCUACUUAGUCUAAUCUGCAGACCCUUAAUUCUUAAAAGUCAUUGUAUCCCCCAAAGCAAGAAAAGUAGCAAUAGCUAAAUACAGUGCAUUCUGUGGCAACCAUAGAUGGUAAUGGGAAAAGCAGUAAUUUGCAUAAGGUCUUUUCAAUUGAGAAUUUCUAUCAGAUGCCAUCAAAUCUUUGUGACACUCAAAAAUCAUCAAACUAUAACAAUCCUCUCAUGACUCCAAGUACUUAACUGCCCAGAUGCAUCUCAUCAGAUCGUGGCUUACUUUUGCAAACUACACCUUCUGUUUCAAUGGGAGGUGCUGGCGGUAACUGCAUUAACCUAAACUUCAAUAAUAAAAACUUGAAUAACCUCAAGUUUUCUCAUCUCCAUUUGCAAUCCAAUCAGUCUCAGCCACAUUUAAUAGACUAACCUCUUGAUAAAAAGUCAAAUCCAUUGUUCUAGACAUUCCAGCAGAAUAAUAUUGAAAGUUUGAUGUAGAACUAAAAAAUUCAUAGCUCAAACUAGCCCAAUUUGCUAAUUAACACUGGUGCUAACGAUCAGUAGCAAUUGUAAAAUCAAAUGAAUGUACCUCUGUUAAUGCAAAAUAUUCAGGCUGUGCAGAUUCCAUAGAUUCAACCCUAAUCAGCUAAGAAUAUUAGUGUUAAAAGUUUAUUUAAUGGAGAUGUAAGAGGAGAAAAUGACAUCUACUUAAAUGUAAUUCUUGUCGAUACUUUCAAAAGUGUUUACAGAUAAUUAGAUCCACUUAAGAAGGGAUACAUAAAGCUUAAGGACUUGAGUGAGGCUGUUAAAGGUGUUGAAGGAGAUGGAAAGAGAAAUGCCCUUAUCAAGUUCUUUGUUUCAUUUGUGAACCAAACUAAUAAGUAAUACAUUUCUAAGGUAUCCUUUUUGACUAAUUCUGUGAGUGCUUGUUUACAUAACAAAUACGACCUAAAUUUGUUUGUUUAGUAAGAUAAGUAUGAGGUAACAUAUUAUGAUAGAAAUAUCCAGAUAAAAUAAAGCUAAAGCACAACAAGUGGAGGGAGUAGAACGGAAAAAUAUCCCAGUUCGAGUCAGUCAUCACAUCAAGCGUCUACUUCAUCAAAUAAUAAUCAGUAAAGUAAUAACAACAACAAUAAUACUAACCAUAUAAGCAUUAACUAGCAGCCCACUAAAUAGCUAAACAUAAAGCAAUAUAAGCCUGAGCCUAAACAAUAGUAAUAGUAGAUAAAUGUAAAUUAGCUUUUCCAAUAAUAGCAGUAAACCUAUCAAAAUCUUCAAUCGUAGCAACAAGAAAACGAGAAUAUUCUUAACUAGUAGCCACAGUAACAGCAGCAGCAGUAAUAGCAGCAGCAGCUAUAGUAAUAAUAGAACCAAAUUAAUUAUCAGUAAUCCUUGCUAGAGAAGUUAGUGGCGAAUUAGCAUCAUCCUGAAUAACUGUCUUAAUAACUUAGUGAUCAAUAGCUUAAAGAGCUCAAAUAUCAAUUGGAACUAUGGCAUCAGUAAUAUGAAGCUUAAUAAUAAUUACAAUCCUCCCUAGACCAGUAAGAUUCAUACAACUUCCGCUAGAAUAAUACAGGCAAUGCUAAUGUUAGCCAAAACUAAUAAAACAAUCAUGCUCUAAGGGAUAACUAAAAGAGUCUCUAGGAUGAUAUAAAUAUGCUAUACUAUAAAUACUUUAGUGGUUAAGUAUCAAAAUCUAAUCAACUCUCUAAGCAAAAUGAGCUGUACAUUCAACAUCUGCUUGCAUAAUCUCAGGCUUAUUAAUAAUAGAAAAAGAUAAUCUCCUCAAUCAUCUCCCCAAGCAAUCAAAGCAACAAAGAAAACAUAACAGCUGGUAUGACAUCCCAAAUUUUCCCAAAUUAAAAGUCUUCACAUGUGAAUCUGCUUGGCAAAGAUGGCAAUAGUGUAUCUAGAAAUGAGAAGAGCAAUGGCAGGAAUAACAACUCUCAUAACAAUUUUGUAAAUAACAAAAAUUUUACCUCAACUAACUCAAAUUUUUCAAUCGCUGCAAAACAACUUAAGAAUAAGUAAGGGAAUCUUUAAAAUCAUCCCUUAAGGAGCUCUUAGAGCAGGAGUUUAAAGCAAAGUCAACUAAACUCUACCUCAGAGCUAGCUCCUCAUUCAACAUUUGAUAGUCUCAAAGGAGUAGUAAACAGAGGGAGAAAAUGA
This is a messenger RNA of Stylonychia lemnae, 2280 nucleotides long. NCBI's taxonomy places the organism in Eukaryota, Ciliophora, Spirotrichea, Sporadotrichida, Oxytrichidae. The record is from the annotation of a GenBank genome assembly.